Cooperia oncophora is the source of this 330-nucleotide messenger RNA. Lineage: Eukaryota; Metazoa; Nematoda; Chromadorea; Rhabditida; Trichostrongylidae. The record is from the annotation of a GenBank genome assembly.
AUGGCAACAUGGGCACGCCAUCUUCAUGAUGUUUUCUAUCUCUACGCACUAUCUCUAAAUGAAUCCCUUACGCUGGAUCCUGUCGGAGGGCAGUCUAACGCCACCACACUGUUUCAGUCGAUGAAACGGAGUUUUGUAGGAUUAACUGGUUUGGUCAACAUAAACUCUAAUGGAACACGAAUUCCACUGUACUCGGUAUACGUCCUCGAUACCAACUUCAAUCAAAUUACGCCUAUGAAUUUAACAUUUGCUGACGGGAAAGCAGUAAUGUCAAAGGGCUACACAAAUGAGGCAACAGCUUUCUGGGCAACUCGAGGUGGGCAACGGUGA